This is a messenger RNA of Gaeumannomyces tritici R3-111a-1, 5298 nucleotides long. RefSeq lists its product as hypothetical. Gene Ontology annotation, molecular function: actin binding; small GTPase binding. The coding region runs from base 1 to 5298 and encodes 1765 amino acids. Gene Ontology annotation, cellular component: cell division site; mating projection tip. The record is from RefSeq and is a predicted model, not a curated record. NCBI's taxonomy places the organism in Eukaryota, Fungi, Ascomycota, Sordariomycetes, Magnaporthales, Magnaporthaceae. Gene Ontology annotation, biological process: barbed-end actin filament capping; actin filament bundle assembly; mitotic actomyosin contractile ring assembly. The transcript is spliced from 3 exons.
AUGACUUCAGCCGACAAGAACUCGCGGCAGUCCUCGGGAGGCAAGUCCUUCUUCUCCCGCAGCCGCCACAAGGACAAACGGAACACCAGCGACGACAGCAGCAGCGGCCGCUACCUGGGCGGAGCCGGAGAGUACGAGCCCAGCGUCGCCUCCUCGCGCGCCUCCUCGCGCCACCACCGCGACUCGUCGGUAGUCUCCAUCGACUCGCCAGACUCGCCCAGCCUUGGUCUGAAUCAGAUGGCCGGUGUUAUAACCACCAUUCCAUAUGACAACGCCCAGUCCGGCGACCGCCGCUCCCCCAUCCCCUCCGAGUAUCAGCAAAGGGGCGAUCAGAUGCCCGGGCGCCGGGACCCUCUGCCGCACCAGCUCAACAAGGCUGGCGUCGACUUCCACCAGUAUCCGACAUUCGAGCCCUCCUCAAGCAGCAUGCAGUAUUCCUCCACUGCUUCGCUGCAGCCGGGAGCGCGGGUCGUUCCUGGCUCCAACGUUACCAUGGCCUCCACUGGCCGCCAGCCUCAGCUCCAGCAAUGGGGAGCUGCACGCGACAGCGGAUACACAGCCGGCUCGCACAACUCCAGAUACAACUCGUACACCUCCGGAGGAAGAAGUUCAGCCGACCAGUCUAGCCUCUACUCACAUGCACUUCCAAGCGCAUCGUCUCAGAGCUCUUACCCGCUAAACUCCCCGCGAGAAUCCCACCGGCUCACCAAAUUCCCCGCCGGAUCGCCGCAGAUUGCUCAGAACGGCCACGAGGACUUCAAGCUACUGAGGCCGGACGAUGACAACAUUAUUGAGCAAAUGUUCCUCGCCCUCAUGCAGAAGCGUGGGUGGCACAACCUACCGGACCAGGCACGCCGCCAGAUGGUCGCCUAUCCGCCAGACAAAAAAUGGACCCUGAUCUACCAGGACCGCCUGGCCGAGUGGCAGGGUGAGCAACGGAGGCGGACCACCGCUCGCCCCGGCCAAUAUCAGAACUUCGACAUCACGACAUUCUCGGACGAGGAAGGUUCACCGGAAUGGUAUGUAAGGAAGGUCAUGGACAACAGCCUCGACAGCAAAGGCCUCGGUAGUCUCGAGGUCAACCUGAGGACACAGCAGAUCGGCUGGGUCAAGCGAUUCAUCGAAUGUCAGGGGCAGGUGGCCUUGACCAACGUCCUCAUGAAGAUCAACCGCAAGGCUGCCGUCGGCCCCGCCGUCCCCGAAAGCGCCACCAAGGGCGACAAGAACCUCGACCGCGAGUAUGAUAUCGUCAAGUGCCUCAAGGCCUUGAUGAACAACAAGUUCGGCGCCGACGAUGCGCUCGCCCACCAGAACGUCCUCAUUUCCCUGGCUGGCUCCCUAAUCUCGCCGCGCCUGAAUACGCGGAAGCUCGUGAGCGAGGUCUUGACCUUCUUGUGCCACUGGGCCGAGGGCGAGGGACAUGUCAAAGUCAUCCAGGCCAUGGAUGCCGUCAAGAGUCAGCAGGGAGAGAAUGGUCGCUUUGACGCAUGGAUGCGGCUCGUCGAGGUCACGGUCGACGGCCGCGGAAAGAUGGGCAGCCUCGUCGGCGCGAGCGACGAAGUCAGGAGCGGCGGCAUCGGCAUGGAGAACCUGCUUAUGGAGUACGCCGUCGCGACGCUCAUCCUCGUCAACAUGUUGAUUGGUGCCCCUGAGAAGGAUCUCCAGCUACGGGUGCACAUCCGCGCGCAGUUCACGGCGUGCGGGCUCAAGCGCAUCCUGAGCAAGAUGGAGGGUUUCCAGUACGACCUCAUCGACAAGCAGAUCGAGCACUUCCACAACAAUGAGGCUAUCGACUUUGAGGACAUGCUCGAUCGGGAGAACAGCAGCAUGAAGGACAGCAUGGAGGGCGAGGUUAAGGACCUGAGCGACCCCGUGCAGAUUACCGACUACAUCCAGACCAGGAUCCAGGGAACCAAGACGCAUGACUACUUCGUCUCGGCUCUCCAGCAUCUGCUGGUGAUCCGGCAGGCGGACGGCGAGGAGCGUCUACGCAUGUUCCAGUUGGUAGACUCCAUGCUCAGCUACGUGGCCAUGGACCGGAGGCUUCCGGACAUGGACUUGAAGCAGAGUCUGAACUUCACAGUCCAGAGCCUGCUGGACAAGCUCCACACCGAUUCCGAGGCUCGCCAGGCCCAGGACGAGUCCCUCGAGGCCCGGCAGAUAGCGGAUGCCGCCAUGGCCGAGAGGGAUGAGAUGAAGGCCCAGCUCGAGCUCGGCGCCGACGGCUUGGUUGCCAAGCUACAGAAGCAGCUCGACGAACAGGCCAGGUUUAUCGAGGCCCAGAAGCGGCAGGCGGACAGCCUCAAGUCGGAGCUGGAUAGUUUGCAGACCAUCCGUGCUAAAGAGGCCCAGAGAUACGAGCUGGAGACGCGCGAGCUGUACCUCAUGCUCAGGGAUGCACAGGAUGUUGCCUCAUCCAACGCCAUCAAGAGUGCGAAGAUGGGCGAGGAUGACCCGGCACAGGCACAGGGCAUUCUGGACCGCGAUCGACUCAUGGAGCGUUUGCAGAUGCAGCUCGAGCGCCAGAAGACUCAGUACAAACUCGAAGGACGGGUGUGGGGCGAGGCUACUGGCCCUUCGGACAAGCUACGGGCACUCAGAGAGGAGAUGGACGGUGUCGGUGGCGGCGAGGGCGAUCUUGUCGCCAUGGGCAAUAUCCCUGCGGGGGGAAGAGAUCUCACCAACAGCAUGCUGGGCAGCGUCAAGCGCAGCACCAAGCUGUCUCGCAAGCCGAUCAACUCUCGGGGCGAGUCCAUGGCGGGAGAAGACGAAAUCCUGGAGGAGGACGAGGAAGAGGAUGACGAGGGCGUCGUGUACGAGAAGCCGCGCAUUGUCGAACUCAGGAGGCCAGUGGUGGAUCCCAAGCAGCAAGCUGGCCUGAUGAACGAGAUCGUUGGCAAGAUCAAGAGAUACGACGGCAGCGACUCGGAGGGAGAUGAAGAGGGAGUCGCCACGGGCCCAUCACACCCCAGCCUAGAAACGCAGUCUCCGAUGGACCAGGAUCCCCCCAAGACCCCCAAGAUCCAGGUCACUGCUGCCCCCGGAGAAGGAACAGGAACCGGUGCCUCGGGAGGUGCCCCACCGCCGCCGCCGCCGCCGCCGCCUCCGCCCCCUCUACCUGGCCAACUCCCUGGUGUUCCGCCUCCGCCGGGUCAGUCCGGAGCUCCCCCUCCACCGCCGCCGCCGCCACCGCCUCCCAUGCCUGGGCAGCUUCCUGGUGCUCCUCCGCCACCGCCGCCACCUCCGCCACCACCUAUGCCUGGCGUAAAGGGCAUGCCACCCCCGCCGCCGCCGCCGCCGCCGCCGCCCGGCCCCGGUGCCAUGGCAGGCCACUUUUUGGCCAAAAAAGCAGGAUUCCCAGCAGGCCCUUCCCUCGGCCUGCCAGUGGUCCGGCCCAAGAAGAAGCUCAAGGCUUUCCACUGGGACAAGGUGGAUGCGCCAUCGACAACGCACUGGGCUGCACACGGGGCCUCGGCGGAGGAGCGGGAGGAGAAGUACAUGGAGCUCAGCCGCAAGGGCAUCUUGGACGAGGUCGAGAAGCUAUUCAUGGCCAAAGAGACGAAACUUAUCGGAAAGGGGAGCUCGCAAAAGGAGGAGAAGAAGCAGGUCAUCUCGGGCGACCUGCGCAAGACCUACGAAAUCGCAUUUGCCAAGUUUUCGCAGUACUCGGUCGACAAGAUUGUGCAAAUCAUCAUCCACUGCGACCCCGAAGUGCUCGACAACCCCGUCGUUAUGGACUUUUUGCAAAGAGAAGACCUGUGCAGCAUACCCGAGAGUGUGCGCAAGGGCAUGGCGCCGUACAGCAAGGACUGGACCGGGCCCAAGGCGCUGGAGGAGACGCGCGACCAGGACCCGAACGAGCUCACCCGGCAGGACCAGAUCUUCCUGCAGACCGCGUUCGAGCUCAACCACUACUGGCCGAGCAGGAUGCGGGCGCUGGCGCUGACGAGGAGCUUCGAGACGGACUACGAAGAGAUCUCGGAGAAGAUCCGGAUGGUGGUGGCGGCAUCCGAGUCCCUGAGGGACUCGGUGUCGCUGAUGAAUGUGCUGGGCCUGAUCCUGGAUAUUGGAAACUACAUGAACGACGCCAACAAGCAGGCGCGGGGCUUCAAGCUAAGCUCGCUCGCGCGGCUGGGCAUGGUCAAGGACGAGAAGAACGAGUCGACGCUGGCAGACCUGGUGGAGCGCAUCGUGCGGCAGCAGUACCCCGAGUGGGAAACCUUCUCGGGCGACAUCGCUGGGGUGCUGGCGGUGCAGAAGAUCAACAUCGAGCAUCUGCAGCAGGACGCCAAGAAGUACGUGGACAACAUCCGCAACGUGCAGUCGUCGCUCGACUCGGGCAAGCUGUCGGACCCAACCAAGUUCCACCCGCAGGACCGCGUCUCGCAGGUGGUGCAGCGCUGCAUGAAGGACGCGCGGCGCAAGGCGGAGCAGAUGGCUCUGUACCUCGAGGAGAUGAUACGGACGUACAACGACAUAAUGGUUUUCUACGGCGAGGACCCUGCCGACGAGAACGCGCGGCGCGACUUCUUCUCCAAGCUCUCAUCCUUUAUCCAGGAGUGGAAGAAGUCGCGCGAGAAGAACGUGCAACUGGAGGAGACGCGCCGCAGGAACGAGGCGAGCAUGAAGCGCAAGCACGCGCAGCUCAAGCCGUCGACGUCGAGCACGGGCGAGGGCACGCUGCCGAGCCCAACCAGCGCGGGGGCCAUGGACAGCUUGUUGGAGAAGCUCCGGGCGGCAGCGCCGGCGACGCGGGACCAGCGCGACCGACGUCGGCGUGCACGGCUCAAGGACCGACACCAGGUGCGGGUGGCGUCGGGGCAGAAGAUCCCGGACCUCAACGAGAUACCCGAGGUGGAGGCGGACCUGCAGACAGGACGGAGCGCAGGGUCGGCGUACGGCACAGACUCGGAUGGGAACCUGCUCAGCCCGGACCUGCCGUCAACCCGGGACGCGGCCGCGGUGGGGGCCGGGUCGCUCAACUCGCCAGGGACGGGCGACGAGAGCGACGUGGCGGCGCGUGCGGCCCUGAUGCUCCAGGGGAUGCGGGACGGGACCGAAGGCGGGCCCGAGGACGCAGAGAGGCGCGAGAGCAUGCGGCGCAUGCGGCGGCAGACAGCCGAGGAGGAACGGCGGGCGCGCCGGCAGAGGAGGGAAAAGACACAGUCGACCCAGGGCGACGGCAUCAACGAGACCGAGGACGACGCGCCCACGCCAAGGCCGGCCGAUGCGGGAGAAGGCGCCGGCGCAGCAGAUGCAGAAGCGGCAGGAGCGGCACCGCUAGAAGCAGCUUCAUGA